AUGGAGGAAAGAUAUCGAAUUUAUCUCAACGAAUGCUUGGAAGACCUGCAUAUUUGUCUGGACAACGCCAUUUGUAACAACACUAAGGGCUCCUACAACUGUACAUGCAAACCAGGAUUUAUUGGAGACGGAAAAAAUAGCUGCAAAGAUGUCGACGAAUGUGAGAAAGGUAUGCAUGGCUGUCAGGCCAAUGCCACUUGUAACAACAAUGAGGGAUCACACAACUGGUCAGUAUGCGAGCUGGUUGGUGUAGCGGACAGAAACAGAAUACCAGACGCUGGAAUGACAGCAAACAGUUUUUACUCUGGUAGUUAUCAUCCUUACUACGGCAGACUGAAUGAAAGCAGGGGACAUGGAUUUUGGUGUACUAAGACUUCAUCUGAUAGAACUGACUAUCUUCAAGUUGAUAUGGGUGAAGUGCGUUCUGUUUGUGCUGUGGCCACACAAGGACUACAGUAUUAUUGGUUCCCUAUAUAUACCGCUAGCUAUAAACUACACCUGUCCACCGACGGUUUAACUUGGAAAACUUACAAUGAGACAAAUAUUGAAAAGAUCUUUCAAGGAAACGCAGACCGAAGCAGCAUCAUGAAACAUCCACUCAGUACUGAAGUCAAGGCCAGAUACGUUCGCUUUUAUCCUGUCACGUAUAACCAUCAUCUCUGUAUGAGUGUUGAAGUGUUUGUGCUAAAUUGACGAAAUAAAAAUAUUCAGUAACCCCUAGAGAUUACAAAAAAGGA
Messenger RNA from Stylophora pistillata, 737 nucleotides. RefSeq names its product EGF-like repeat and discoidin I-like domain-containing protein 3. The record is from RefSeq and is a predicted model, not a curated record. NCBI's taxonomy places the organism in Eukaryota, Metazoa, Cnidaria, Anthozoa, Scleractinia, Pocilloporidae. Gene Ontology annotation, molecular function: calcium ion binding.